Messenger RNA from Saccharomyces mikatae IFO 1815, 798 nucleotides. It is a transcript of the gene RPN10, whose product is annotated as proteasome regulatory particle base subunit RPN10. The record is from RefSeq and is a predicted model, not a curated record. The transcript has a single exon. Bases 1 to 798 code for a protein of 265 amino acids. NCBI's taxonomy places the organism in Eukaryota, Fungi, Ascomycota, Saccharomycetes, Saccharomycetales, Saccharomycetaceae. Gene Ontology annotation, biological process: proteasome-mediated ubiquitin-dependent protein catabolic process. Gene Ontology annotation, cellular component: nucleus; cytosol; proteasome regulatory particle, base subcomplex. Gene Ontology annotation, molecular function: polyubiquitin modification-dependent protein binding.
AUGGUAUUAGAGGCUACAGUGCUAGUGAUUGAUAAUUCAGAGUACUCCCGCAAUGGGGACUUCCCUAGGACAAGGUUUGAAGCCCAGAUUGACUCCGUAGAAUUCAUUUUUCAAGCUAAGAGAAACAACAAUCCAGAGAAUACAGUGGGACUUAUCUCUGGUGCUGGCGCUAACCCUCGAGUGCUAUCCACAUUUACCGCAGAGUUUGGGAAGAUUCUUGCUGGAUUGCACGACACGCAGAUCGAGGGUAAGCUGCAUAUGGUGACCGCGUUACAGAUUGCUCAGCUGACUUUGAAGCACCGCCAGAAUAAGGUCCAACACCAAAGAAUUGUGGCGUUUGUGUGCAGUCCAAUUAAUGAUUCUCGAGAUGAGUUAAUCAGGUUGGCCAAAUCGCUGAAGAAAAACAAUGUUGCCGUAGACAUUAUCAACUUUGGCGAGGUUGAGCACAACACAGAGUUGCUGGAUGAGUUCAUUGGGGCGGUUAACAACCCUCAAGAGGAGAGUAGUCAUUUACUUACCGUUACGCCCGGAUCUAGAUUGUUGUACGAGAACAUCGCAUCCUCUCCUAUAAUUCUCGAAGAGGGUUCCUCUGGUAUGGGUACGUUUGGUGGUUCUGGCGCAGAUUCCGAAGCCAACGGCGCAUUUAUGGACUUUGGCGUAGAUCCAUCAAUGGAUCCGGAACUAGCAAUGGCUUUGCGUCUGUCUAUGGAGGAAGAACAACAAAGACAAGAAAGGCUAAGACAACAGCAGCAACAGCAAGACCAACCCGAACAACCCGAACAACCUCAAGACAAAUAG